AAAAAAAUGAUCCCGAAGAUUCACAAUCAUAUUAAUCUCAGACUUGAAGCGGCAGGGAAAACAAACUCUGCGACUCUUACCAAAUCCUGCUCUUGAUUAUUGGUUGGGAACUUGAGCAGUUACAAUGGAGUAUGAUGGAUUGCGCAAGCUGUCGUCGGCUCUCCCGGGACAUUCCCUGCCUGGCCCGACCCGACCAUCCUCCCACUUUUUCGGGCUUUGUAUUGAUCUCGGACUCUGUUCCGCAAACGAUGAGCUGCCAAAGCUAGAUCUGGACCUCGCCUCAAUACACGUGGACGUAGAGCCUGCCCGCGGUACCCUCAACUGCGUUCAGCACACCUCCGAUCCAACGGUCCUCUUGGAUUCAUCGGCCCAAACUUACCCUCUAAAGCAAGAAUCUCGAGGCUUCAAUGCUCCAUCUGUUGCCAAGCAUCUCUUGAACCAAAAUGACAACCCCAGCCUCAGGUGGAAUGUUGCCAUCAAUAUCCCGGAAGAGGCGAGGGAGUCUCGAUCCUCGCGGAAAGAGUCUUGGGGUUUUCGGAGGCUUGGGUUUUGGAGGGGAGAUUCAGCCGGAUCAGGUUCGGUGCUCGGGAAAGCACGAGAAGACGAGUGCUUGGUGGAGAUGACCGAGUCGGCCCCACUAUUGUCUGCCCAUCAUCCUGGCCCUGGGGAGAGCUCUUCCCCAAACACGGGAAACUCACUGACCUUUGUUGAGGACGGGAAACACGAGAGAAUCCUGGCACAGACGGCGUCCACAGCUUCAGUGGAAAGAAGUCCUCAUCCUCAUGGAUCGCCAUCAUCUUCUGACCAUCCAGAUCAAAGCAUAUGCGAAAAAAUUGCAAGUCUCCCACCAUGGCAAAAAGGGACCAUCUAUGGCUUCCUGGCUUUCUACACCACAUAUCUCGUGCUUUUUUACAGCUAUAUUGGCUACUUCUGGGGGUUUCGCUUGCCCUAGCUUCUCCAUGCCUUCAUCUGUCUACAUACUCCUUUUCUCUAUCCACACACUCACACUCUGUCUACAUGUUCACAUGACAAAAUACCCCCCCCCCCCCC
This is a messenger RNA of Puccinia graminis f. sp. tritici CRL 75-36-700-3, 1050 nucleotides long. RefSeq lists its product as uncharacterized. Lineage: Eukaryota; Fungi; Basidiomycota; Pucciniomycetes; Pucciniales; Pucciniaceae. The record is from RefSeq and is a predicted model, not a curated record. The transcript is spliced from 3 exons. Bases 125 to 952 code for a protein of 275 amino acids.